Messenger RNA from Arachis duranensis, 1307 nucleotides. Its product is annotated as gibberellin 3-beta-dioxygenase 1. The record is from RefSeq and is a predicted model, not a curated record. The coding region runs from base 133 to 1218 and encodes 361 amino acids. Gene Ontology annotation, molecular function: gibberellin 3-beta-dioxygenase activity. Gene Ontology annotation, biological process: response to light stimulus; gibberellin biosynthetic process. The transcript is spliced from 2 exons. NCBI's taxonomy places the organism in Eukaryota, Viridiplantae, Streptophyta, Magnoliopsida, Fabales, Fabaceae.
UAUAUAAAAAGGAGGAAGUUUUUUUAAGCAAGUACUAGCUAGCCCUAUAUUCCUAAUUUGGCCACACAACUAUUAUAUAUUCACAUACAUAAACAAUUAUUUCUUCUUUGGUUCUAAAAUUUCUUCAACACCAUGCCUUCACUCUCCGAAGCCUUUAGAGAAUACCCUUUGCACCUUAACCAUAAUAAGCUCCUUGAUUUCAAUUCCUUACAAGAACUCCCAGAUUCUUAUGCUUGGAUACAAAUAGAUCAAGAAGAUCACACAAUAACUAACCCUAAUUUCCCUUCAAAUUCUUGUCAUGGUGAUGAGAAUGUCCCAAUUAUCAACCUCAAUGAUCCAAAUGCUCCAAAGCUUAUAGGCAAUGCAUGUAAAACAUGGGGUGUGUUCCAAGUUGUGAACCAUGGGAUCCCCAUGAGUCUUUUUCGCGACAUUCAGCAAACCGGUCAGGCUCUGUUUUCAUGCUCGACUCACCAAAAGCUCAAGGCAGCUCGAACCCCAGAUGGGGUGUCGGGUUAUGGCCGAGCCCGAAUUUCGUCCUUCUUCCCAAAACUUAUGUGGUCUGAGUGCUUCACUAUUGUUGAGUCCCCUCUUGAACAUUUCAUCCAACUAUGGCCCCAUGAGUACAACAAACACUGUGAUGUAGUGGUGCAAUAUGAAGAAGCCAUGAAAAAGUUAGCACAAAAGUUAAUGUGGAUGGUGUUGACUUCUCUUGGCAUUUCAAAAGAAGAACUCAAAUGGGCCGGCCCAAAAGGUGAAUUCAAAUGGGCCUGUUCAGCCUUGCACUUGAACUCCUACCCUAGUUGUCCGGAUCCGGAUCGGGCCAUGGGUCUCGCCCCACAUACCGACUCGACUCUCCUCACAAUUCUAUACCAAAACGAUGUAAGCGGGUUGCAAGUCCUAAGGGAAGGCGUCGGCUGGGUGGUGGUGCCACCCCUUCCCGGUGGACUUGUGAUCAACAUGGGUGACCUCUUCCACAUUUUGUCGAAUGGGUCGUACCCGAGUGUGCUCCAUCGGGUGCUGGUGAACCGAACCCGGCAAAGAUUUUCGGUUGCAUAUUUAUAUGGGCCCCCAUCAAAUGUCCACAUACGUCCACAUCCAAAGUUAAUAGGCCCAAAUAGACCUGCCCUUUAUCGGCCAGUGACUUGGAAUGAGUACCUUGGAACCAAAGCAAAGUAUUUCAAUAAGGCACUUUCAUCAGUUCAACUUUGUGCAACGUAAUGUAUGUAAAUAUAUAUAUUAAUGGUUGGUUUGAUGUAAAAAACUCUCAUAAUAUAUAAUAGUGUACAAGUGUCUUGAAUAUGCUUUUU